AUGUCUGACAAGGCGCAGAGUCGUAUCAAUGCCAUUGGCAAGCAACUUCUUCCACCUAUCAACAAGGUAGCUCCGGGGUCAAGUAAGCUCCGCGUCGAGGGCAAAGUCGUCAUCAUAACAGGCACAAACUCACCGCUGGGUAUCGGUCGUGCUACAGCGCAUCAAUACGCUGAGAGCGGUGCCCGAGCAUUGUAUCUCUGCGACUUUGACGAUACGCACCUUGAGUCUCACAAGAAGGAGAUCAACGCUGCGUUUCCCAAGGUGGAAAUCCACACGAGGCGUUUCGAUGCCGCGGAUGAGGACAAGGUCAAGGAGGUAGUCGAUGACGCGAUUCACCGCUACGGUCGCUUGGACGUCUUCUUUGCUAAUGCUGGAGUCGUCGGUCGAACCACGCUAUUCUCUGACUUCAGCAAAGAUGAGUUUAUGUCGAUACUCAACACCAACACGUCAAGUGUCUUUCUAGCUGCCAAGUACGCGGCACCAGCUAUGAUGCAAACUUCUGCCGACAAGCCCCAAGCCAGCGGCAGUAUCAUCGGUACAGCGUCUGUUGCAGGAAUUCGCUCCAAUGCUGGGUCCACACCGUACUCGGCCUCCAAAGCAGCCGUGGUAUCUCUCGCCCAGACGAUAUCAUACCAGCUCGCUGGAACAGGUGUACGUGUGAACGCCAUCUGCCCAGGCCUCAUCGAGACUGGCAUGACAGCGCCUGUUUAUGAAGCCGCGAGGGCUCGUGGAAGCGAGAAGAAGAUCGGACAGUUGAACCCUAUGAAGCGGGGCGGUCAUGCUGAUGAGAUUGCUCGUGUUGCGCUCUUCUUGGGAAGUGAUGAGAGUAGUUAUGUUAAUGGACAGGCAUGGGCAGUAGAUGGAGGGCUGAGUGCUGGGCACCCCUUUGUUCCUGGAAAACUGGGCUGA
Messenger RNA from Fusarium mangiferae, 909 nucleotides. RefSeq lists its product as uncharacterized. The transcript has 3 exons. The coding region runs from base 1 to 909 and encodes 302 amino acids. Lineage: Eukaryota; Fungi; Ascomycota; Sordariomycetes; Hypocreales; Nectriaceae. Gene Ontology annotation, molecular function: oxidoreductase activity. The record is from RefSeq and is a predicted model, not a curated record.